This is a messenger RNA of Musa acuminata AAA Group (dessert banana), 1556 nucleotides long. Its product is annotated as AT-hook motif nuclear-localized protein 23-like. The transcript has 2 exons. The record is from RefSeq and is a predicted model, not a curated record. NCBI's taxonomy places the organism in Eukaryota, Viridiplantae, Streptophyta, Magnoliopsida, Zingiberales, Musaceae. Gene Ontology annotation, molecular function: minor groove of adenine-thymine-rich DNA binding; DNA-binding transcription factor activity. Bases 512 to 1360 code for a protein of 282 amino acids. Gene Ontology annotation, cellular component: nucleus.
CUUAUCAACCCUGAACCUUAAUCCCUCAAUAAAUGCUUCCUUCUAAAGUCUGCACCACCCUCUUUGUCUUGAUCCAAAUCCAAACACCUUUAAAUUAUUCCUCCCCCACAAACAUCCACAUCUCCAUCACAUUAUGUCACACAUCUCUUCAUGCCCCACCACUCUUUCAUGUCACACAUUUCUUCUCCCCAGAUCCUUUUCACCUCAUCAAAGUCUAAGCAUCCUCUCCACCCUUCUCUCCCUGGUCUGUCUUCUGAGUAGGAGAAGCUCCGAGCUCUCCCUCCUCCUGUUCUCUUGCACUCACUACUCAUUUCUAUAUUUCCUCCACUUUCAUAGCUAGCCUUCCAUCUUCUUCUCUCUUCCUCAUCACCUUCUUAUUCUUCUUCAUCCUUAUUCACAUAAAGAUUUGUAUUUUACUCACAAAAAUCUAUUUUUAAUUUAGUUUUCCAUCCCAUCACCUUUAUUUUGGUGUAAUUUUCUACCAAAUACCUUAUUUUUUGGUCUUCCCCGCAUGGCGGGGCUCGAUCUCGGCACUGCCUCCCGCUUCGUCCACCCUCUUCACCUCCACCUUCCUCACGCGAAGCCGGACUCCGACGACUCCCCUGUCGCCACUGACGAGGCCGCCAACCAUGGGCUGGAGCUGUCCGCCCCAGCCGGACCCGGGGACGUCAUCGGCCGCAGGCCCCGGGGCCGCCCCCCGGGCUCCAAGAACAAGCCGAAGCCGCCGGUGAUCAUAACCCGAGAGAGCGCCAACGCCCUGCGCGCGCACAUACUGGAGGUCGGCAGCGGCUGCGACGUCUUCGAGUGCCUCUCCACGUACGCCCGCCGCCGGCAGCGCGGGGUCUGCGUGCUCAGCGGCAGCGGGACCGUCGCCAACGUGAGCCUCCGCCAGCCCGCCGGCUCGCCCGUUGCCACCCUGCAGGGCCGCUUCGAGAUCCUGUCCCUCUCGGGCUCUUUCCUCCCGCCGCCAGCACCGCCGGGGGCGACCAGCCUCGCGGUCUUCCUGGCCGGCGGCCAGGGGCAGGUGGUCGGGGGGAGCGUCGUCGGGGCGCUAAUUGCGGCGGGGUCCGUGACGGUGAUCGCGGCGUCGUUCACCAACGUCGCCUAUGAGAGACUGCCGUUGGACGAGGAGGAGGAGGAGACGGCCGCCGCGACGCAGCAGCUCCAGAUGCACCCGCCGGCGUCACAGAGCCCAAGCGGCGGCGGAGGUGGGACAAGUGGUGCCCUCGGGCCUUCCUUCACGGACCCGUCGUCGGGGCUGCCGUUCUUCAAUUUGCCGCUCAACAUGCCGCAGCUGCCGGUGGACGGGCACGGCGGGUGGCACGGGAGUGCCGCCGCUGCAGCCCGACCGCCAUACUGAUCGGGGAUCCAAACCGUGGCAGAAGAAAGAAAAGCUAUGGGUUGAAGACUGCUACUGCUAUUGAAGCAUCGAUUUUACUUCUCUUUCUAUCACUGAUCUACCUCUUCCUUUUAUCUACAGGUUUGUGAGAAGUUAUUGAAUUGAUGCAAGUAAACAUUUUUCUUAUAGCAAAGAAAAGUAACUUUCAAUCUCACUA